CAUGAGUACACUAGGAACUGGGGAAUGAGUAAAGGACAAAUAUUUCAAGAAACUGAAGAAAAAAACUAUGCAUGAGUUGAUGGAUUGAACUGAGAAAGAAUGUAUUUGUUGGUUGAAUCAUCCCUAUAAUACUUUGUCACAUGCUAACAAAGUCAUGUCUUAUCAGUGCUACAUUUAUCAGAAUUAACAAUAUAAUAUAACUGUUCUGGAAACAUGUAUUGCCUCUUAUAGCAACCAUUUUUGUCUUACACUCUCUCACACCCUUUUCCAUGCAAAACUUUCACAGUCAUAAUCACAUUCUCAAUUUAUAGCAACUUUAACUCGACACUUUUGUUUAUAUUUUUUUCUUUGCAGCCUUUCACUUCUGACACAAAAAAAAAUUUAGAUGCUUAGAAUUUACCUUUACAUUCUUCUCCUUUGCCAUCACCACAAUUUAAGAAAGUGGAUCUUACCCUUUUCAAUUAUCUCAAAACCAAAGAAUUUCACAAUUCCAUUUUGUUGUUUGUCUUAGAUUAAGUUUGUUUGUUUAAGAUUAAGGUUAUUGUUUGUUCUAGUCAACUCAAAUGUCUUCUUCUUUUUUGUCUCUAAGUCUUAUCUUUGUUAUGUUUCUUUUGUUUACAAUGAGAAGAAGCAAUGCACAAGGAGAAGAAGAAAUUGUGAUGAUGGAAGAGAAAGAGUUAUUAGGAUUGUUUGAAGUGAUGGAAGCACUUUUGGAUGAACCUGAUUGGUCACAAACACAUCCUCAACCAUGUACUGAUACACCAUGGCCAGGAAUUGAGUGUGAAGUAAGUAGUGACACUCAAAAUCCAAUCUUUCAUGUCACAAAGAUUCACAUUGGUCCUGAUAUAAUCUCACCACCUUGUAAAACCUCUGCUUAUUUGUCAAAAUCACUUUUGAAACUCACUUUUUUGAAAACACUUUCAAUUUUCAACUGUUUUGUUGCUUCACAUGUCACAUUACCAUCAACUUUGUUUGGUACUUUUUCUUCCUUAGAACACCUUGCUUUGCAAUCUAACACAAAACUCUAUGGAGAAAUACCUUCAAGUUUAGGUAAUGUUACUAAUCUUAGAGUCUUGAGUUUGUCACAAAAUAGCUUAAAGGGAAGCAUCCCAAGAGAGAUUGGAAAUUUGGCUUAUUUGGAACAACUUGAUUUAAGUUAUAAUAAUUUCAUUGGUCCAAUCCCCUCUGAAAUUGGAAGUUUAAAAAGUUUGACCAUUUUGGACCUUAGUUGGAAUCAAAUUGAAGGGAUUCUACCUUACUCUAUUGGACAACUUCAACUUCUUCAAAAGAUGGAUUUGAGCUCAAACAAGCUUAGUGGAAAAAUACCUCAUGAGCUAAAAAAUCUCAAGAGGUUAGUUUUGCUUGAUCUUAGUCAUAAUUUUAUUAUUGGCCCAAUUCCUGAAACUUUAUCAAGUUUGGAACUUUUAGAAUAUUUAAUCAUUGAUGACAACCCCAUCAAAGCUAUGAUACCACAUUUUAUAGGAAACCUUUGGAAUCUCAAAUCAUUGAGCUUUUCUAGGUGUGGAUUAGUUGGUUCCAUACCAACUUUUUUCACUUUCUUGAAGAACCUUUCAGCACUAUCCUUAGAUAACAAUAGUCUCAGUGGAAAUGUUCCAGAAAAUCUAGCAUUGUUACCAAACUUAGAUCAACUUAACAUUAGCUAUAACAAGUUGGAUGGAGUUCUACAUUUUCCAAAUGAGUUCAUUGGAAAGCUUGGUAAGAGGUUAGAUGUAAGAGGAAAUGAUGAACUUUGUAUAAGUGAUGAGGCAAACAACAAGAAUCUCUCUUCAUACUUGGAAGUUUCAUCUUGUGUUGGAUUGAGACACAUUAAGGACAAAUCUUUUGAUGAAGAUCCAGCUGGAAUAAAGCCAUCAUGGACCAAAAGCAACAUAAGUUCAAGUGCAGCAUAUGUGGAUCUACAAGUCAUGUUUUUUACAUUGGUUUUAAGUUUUAUGUUUAGUUUACUUAAUUUGUGUUUGUGAAACUUAGGAAUGUAUUUUUAUAAAAUGAUGAUUUACUCA
Cicer arietinum (chickpea) is the source of this 2021-nucleotide messenger RNA. RefSeq lists its product as uncharacterized. The record is from RefSeq and is a predicted model, not a curated record. NCBI's taxonomy places the organism in Eukaryota, Viridiplantae, Streptophyta, Magnoliopsida, Fabales, Fabaceae. Gene Ontology annotation, molecular function: protein binding.